ACAACAUGUAAAUGAUGUUUUCAUAGCUCUCUGUUGUCCAAAUUCAAAUUGUUGUAAUUCUAAUGUAUUCCAUUGUCAUCUGUUAUAAAUGUCAAUCAUAAACAACAGAAUGUCUUUAUCACUGUAUGUAACAGAUGAGCAAAACCUAUAAUGUCACAGAAUGCCACCGCAACAAACCCACAUACUCUUCAUCUUCAUUAUCAUGUUACAUCUUUUUAAAAAAAACAAUUGUUUUCCUAUUUCCUUUUGAUGUAUUAUUCUGGUAGACACAAAAACAUAAGCUAAGCCUUUGCCUGUCAUUUUCAUUGCCGGUGUGAUUGUUUCAGGACAGUUUAAUGUGGUAGUCAUGCCAAGAGUAUUAACAGGUAUAUAACGUCUCUUGUCUGUUUUUAGGUUAUGUCACCGUGACACGUUGUGCGGUGAGAUAUGUGUAAGCCUUGAGCCCUCGUAAGGACGACCACAAUGUACGUAUUGUUACAUCAACUGCUGGGCUUCGCCACACAAUGGACCUGCUCCGGCACCCUGACAUCUGCCCUGCUGGUGGCCGGCUUUCUUGUAUGCUUGGGCUUCUUCUACAAAAUAAUUGUCUCCCCUUACCUGUCACCUCUCAGGAAGAUUCCUGGUCCUUAUGUUCCAAGUUUGUUGUUAGGCAACAUAAAAGAGCUAUAUACUGGGAAUGCCAUUGACCCUUUUGUCAGAUGGAUAAACACUUUUGGGUCAGGCCUUCUGGUGUAUGCGGAGCUCUUCGGAGACCGCAGAGUGCUGAUAGCUGAUGCGGAAGCCACAAAACAGGUCCUCAUCACCAAGGUGAAGAACUACAAAAAACCAAAACUCUACAGAUUGUUUGACCAAGUGGUCGGCAACGGCCUGCUCAAUCUGAACGGCAACGAACACUUGGUGCAGCGCAAACUGUGUCAAGGAGCCUUCAAGCUGUCUGUCAUUAAAAAUGUGGUUCCCAGCCUGCAGAAUCAUGCUGAAGAGCUGGCCAGUCUGUGGAGUGGGAAACUUCUCAACCACAACGAGACGGAACUCAGCAUUGGGGAUGACUUACAUCAUCUGACACUAGAUGUUGUCACAGAAUUCAGCUGUGGGUACAAGUGUAAUGCACUGAUCAACCCUGACCAACCAGAAUCCCAAGCCUUUGAGUACCUGCUUAAAGGAUUCACCCCAAGUUUGUUGAGGACAUUUCUGCCCAAUGUUGCAUACUUCCUGUCCGACAGAGAAUACAGUAAAAAUUUGGACAUGUCUAACAAGUUGGUGAAACAAAUCAUUCAGAACAAACGAGCUGAAAUAAGUCACUUAAAAGAUGAAAGUAAGUGCAGUGAUUUGCUGAGUAUGAUGUUGUUUGCUGAAUGCACAGUGACAGGGAUGAAGUUUUCAGAAGAACAGCUGCGGGAUAACAUCAUGACCUUCAUGUUGGCUGGCCAUGAGUCUACUGCUGCAACCUUGAUCUGGACCCUGUACUGUCUGUCUGAGCACCAGUCUGUGCAGACUCGUGUCCGCGAUGAGAUGAUGUCAGAGAUUCCUAAAGAGGGAAAGGCAAUCACAUUUGAAAACCUCGAUAAUCUGACGUAUAUGUCAUGCCUGAUCAAGGAAACUCUGAGGCUUUACCCUGCAGCGUCAAUGGUGUUCCGAGAAGCUGUUCACAAUGACUACAUUAACGGUUAUUUCAUACCGGCUGGAACCAUCCUCAAUGUCAAUAUUGGAGCACUGCACAGAAACCCCAAAUACUGGGACAAUGCUGACGAAUUCAACCCAGACAGAUUUCUGGAUGAGAGUAAACUACACUCAUGUUCCUUCCUCCCAUUCUUGGUGGGUUCGAGAACGUGCAUCGGGUUCAAGUUCGCCUUGCUCGAGAUCAAGAUCACUCUGUGCACUCUCCUCCGACAUUUCAAGUUCAGCCCGGUGCCUGGAGUGACGUACAAGAAGUGUCAGAUGAUCACCGUCAGACCCGACCCACCCAUGAGAUUAGUGGCAGAGAUUAUCUCCUGAAAACAACAGACAGACAUAUAAGUGAUCGUGUGUUCAUGAGAGGGAGAUCUUACAAUAGUGUCACUGGUUACCAUCUUAGUCUGGCCUAGCAGAAAUCAUUUCAUAAAAAUUACAUCAGACCGGUGUAUGAAAAGAAUUUGAUGUGAUCAUUUUGAUAUGAUCAUUCUGUUAACUUUCCAAAUCAUGGACCCAAUUCACUAAACUCUUGCAACUUUGCGAUCUUGCAGUGCAAUGCUAAAAGACUUACAAAGAGGAUGCUUUGUUGUCUAGCAGAGCCAAAGAGAGCUUUGUGAAUUAGGCCCCAUAUUUCUAU
This is a messenger RNA of Gigantopelta aegis, 2305 nucleotides long. Its product is annotated as taurochenodeoxycholic 6 alpha-hydroxylase-like. The transcript has 11 exons. The coding region runs from base 463 to 1992 and encodes 509 amino acids. The record is from RefSeq and is a predicted model, not a curated record. Gene Ontology annotation, molecular function: iron ion binding; monooxygenase activity; heme binding. Lineage: Eukaryota; Metazoa; Mollusca; Gastropoda; Neomphalida; Peltospiridae.